GGUCUGCACUGUAUAUAAAAUCUAAAUGGAGGCGACUACCGACCCCAGCUUGAGUCAUGUCCUAGACAGAACAUGGUUAUGUCUCUGGUUCCUUUUAGGACUUCACGUGCGCUGAGACGGGAUUUCUGGCGUGCUCCGGUGUCACUGGAGUCUGUCUGGCCAGACUCAGAGCUUUGUGCACAGCACCAUCUCUGGGCGACGGAAGCAGAAGUCCUUAGUGGCCCCAGCUGCGCGGCCGGCUUUGUGUCAGACACCAAAUGUAAGCUUAAACCCGUCGCGGCAGACAUGAAGACAGAGAGAAGAUGCGCCCAAACGCUGGCAGCGAGCGGGCAGGUGAUAGAUCUGCUCCAAAAAGACGAGCAAGACAUCCUGAAAACGCAGGACGAAACCAGAUAUGUUGAUUUGGAGUACGAGGACGAGAGGGUCUGUCGUUUUGGUCAGAGGAACCAAGUGUCUGUCAUUGUUAAAAAUAGUGGAUUUGAAGCUGUUUGCGCGUCGGAGCUGAACUCUGACCUGAAGGAGAUGCACACCAAGGAGGGAGAAAGCACCAGAGGUGAGAAAUGCGUGAAAGAUUUAAGAAAUAUCCCCUCUCCGUCAUCCUCACCUCACCUGAAAAAAAAUGAGACUAGCCUACAAAUAGGAGAAAAUAGUGGUGAGAGCGCAGUUACACACACCAAUGUGUCCAAAGGCAUGGACAGCAAGGCAGAGUGCGAGGAGGAAUCCCAUAGCACCAACAGCAAUCUGAGUGGGAGAAGCGAGUGUGAGGACUGUGAGGAGGCGGAUAAUGUCAGCCUGGUGCUCUCUGAUGAAUCUGCUCCGUGCUUAACCGAGGACCAUUAUAUUACCACGCACGAGAUUCAGCUCUCGGAGUUCUCUGACCAUGAAGGGGACUACGACCUGGGCAUGGGCUCCUCCACUAGCUGGGACAUUGAAGAUGAGAGCCAGGUGUACCCAUUCGUAGGCUAUUCCUUUGCAGGUGAGAGGGGGGCCUGUGGGGUGCCCUGCUCUGAGGGUGCCACGGUAGUAGCAGCAGCGGUCAGCACUCUGCUUGAAAGUGAUCUGAGCGACACGGCCAAGUUCUGUGUCUCAGAUGAGCCCGAACAGAAGCAGGGCGAAGGACAGAUCCACCUGUCAAUCAGAACCACAUCCCGAGCUAUAAAUGACCCCGGCAGCAUCCAAGAGGAGGAAAAUAUCCUUUAUCAUGCCAGGCGCUCCGGAGACAUGAGCCGCUAUGUGUUUAGGGGAGUGGAUGGGAAGGCAGAGACCUUUUGUGACAGGGCGAAGUGUUUCAUAGCCGCGCCUGGACGCCCGCACUUUGGCGGCAGAUUGAGGGGGAAAGAGGUCACCGAGUAUUCCAGCGGCACGUCCAGCGCUGUCAGCGAGCUGGACGACGCUGACAAGGAGGUGCGCAACCUCACAGCCAAAGCCUUCAAGAGCUUGGCCUACCCUUACUUUGAAGCCAUCAAUUUCAGCACCUCCAGUGAGUCCUCUGCAUCAGAGCAUGGCCGGAGGAAAAACAGGUGGUCCACGUUUCUGGAUCUGAAAUAUGGCAACGUGAACAUGUCUCAGGGGCUGGACCAAAGUGUGAUUUCCUGUCAAAAUCCUGCUGUCUCAUAUGAAAUAGGCAAAAACAGCGACAACAGAGGUUAUAAGGGCACCAUUCAGCCCACAAGUAAUAUCUUUUCUCUGAAAGCCAACCCCCGCAGCGCCUCGUCAUCAAAGCAGAUCCAGCUGAUGGGAAAGUUUGGGCAGGGCCACAGCGGAGUGAUCAGACUCACAGAGACACUGAAUUUUCGUUGCAAUGUCAAAUCGGGAAUGUCUGGGGAAGAAAGGCGCACCAACUUUGCACAAAACGCUGGGGGAUCACGUUCCACGGAUGAGGUUACCAAGAGCCUGCAAAGCAGCCAGCAGAGUGGGGCCAGCAAGCUGCCCUCUAAAACCAUGGAAGAUACUCAUAAGAAAACCAUAUUCGCUUCCAGUUUGUUAAAAAAUGUUCUUUCUAAGAAGAUGCAGUUUGAGCAGGAGCGCAGGAUGGAGAGGGGGGAGAUCAGCGAGCCGCACCAGGCGCCGUCUCCGGGCUUUGCGCUGCAGGAGAGCUACAAUAAGUGGAAGGGGAGCAGGGAGCUGGAGAGGCAGAGCUCCAAGUUCUCUGAGAGCGGCUCAGACUAUGCCAUAAUGUGCGUGGAUGACUUAGGGGACUUUGUGGACAGCGGCUCGUGUGAUAGUAAGAGGCAAGACGCGUGUGCUCCUACAACAGAAACUAAUUUAAACUCGACCAAUGAAGCUGGGAUUGAUACUAAAAAAGGCGCCUUGCGUCGCAGCCAAAAUAGCGCGUUCAGAUGCUGGAAGGACGAGGAGCUAGAGUUUCAAAAGGAUCAUAAAAACCAUCAAACUCUGCUGGACAAGCUGCCUCCACUUGAUGACAAAGAGAGUGAGUGGGAUCCGUUCUCCGCAGGCUGCGAUAAACUGACUAAAAUGUCUCAUUUGUUUGUGCCAAAUAUCCAACUGCUGCCCAGUGAUAGAGAGGUGCGACCGCAGCUGCAGAGAGGAGCUUAUUCCUGGAAUGGGAGCAACACUUUAUACAUCACAGACUCCAAGAGCUCAAAAUCAUCCAAAUCACCGGAAAUUAAAAUCAACCUGAGAAGCGUUAGAGACAAUAAAACGGAAGAGUUUGGAGGCUCCAAGCUGCGCGCCUUGAAUAUUACCGCUAGCCCAUCGAGUCUGAUCAGAACAGAGGACUUCAAAUGCCAAGCCCUGGCUGCGGCUCUGAAGGGUGAGUCCUCAGAUAAAGUUCCGCACUUUAUGGUUCGAGACAUCAGAGAUAAUAAAGGGAAGUUACAAACUCCUAUUCACCAAGUCAGAGAUGUACGUAAGCUUGUUAAAAGUUCCUACCACUUUGUUUCCUUGGAUAAGAAUGAAAAUAAAUCAAACUCAUUUAGCUCUGAAAUUCCUUCAGAGCAAAAAAAGCAGAUGCAAAACAAUAAUGCUAACUGUGUGUCCCCCAUGGUAAUAAAAUGUCAGUCUGUAAAUACUAACAAUGCAGAAAAACCUACCGGAAACCUUAAACAGGAGCAGUCUGACACACGCAGAUCGUCUCUAGAGGGCGUUAAAAGUGCUCCACUCCAGAAGGCAUCAGGGAGAGCAGCAAAUAUCUCAAACAGCUCAGAAGGAAGCACUGGGAUGAGCAAUGGGGGCAAAACAGGUGCAACAAGGCAAGAAACAGCGUCAGAGAUGGCAGAAAAUAAAUUGGAGUCAAAAGUGGCAAAUCAGGUGGCUUUGGAGAAACUCCAGGCCGCGGUAAAAACCAUGGAGCAACUUUAUGUGUUUGAUAAAAAUGAGUGGAGGAGAAAGUGUGAGCCUGAUCAUCUGACGGACAGCCAUGUGCUGUCACUGAUAGCCAAUGAAGAGCAGCAAGAGUCUGAGGAAAGAGGAGGGAGAGGGUUCAAUACAGACAAAGCAGUCAGAAUAGAUUCCUACCCAAAUAUAGACAAGACCCCCCCGGCAUUAUCGGUGCCCUCCAGCACUGACAGCUCCCUAAGGUGGCUAGAUAAAGACCUACUUAAAGUGAUUCAGUCAUCCAACAGGCAUGAUGAAAGGUUGGUCACAAAGACAGUCCAAACAGUUGGCACCUUAGGGAGCAAGAACAUGUCCAGCUUUAGUUCCAAACCCAAGGCCUACACAGCUGCUGAUGUUCCUCAAUCAAACACUGCCCCACACACACCUUUCAGUGGCAAAAGAUUUGCACCAAAGUCUCCUAAAUUGCCUGUGUCAUUCAAAACCAGUCAGACAGGAGUUAGUGGGAAGGAAGAUGCUGAACAGAGGGGAGUGGACCGAUUUGAGCAUCAAUUUUCAGGUGCAUCGGUUGACAAUGAGAACUACCUAACCAUCCCGGUCAAAUUUCAGCCCAACAACAGUAAAAUGGCAGCAUCUGCAGAUAAAACAUCAAUAAAGACUCUUCACCAUCAGUCACUGCCAACCCCUAAUGCAGUACAUGAAGAUUAUGCUUCUAGAGUCCAGGAUGGCCACAGUCAGAGGACAAAAUGCUCCAGUAUUGUAAUGGAGACCCAUUCACCAGAGAUCCCCUCUGCUACUAUUUAUCACUCCCUGCCAAUGGCUGUGUCUGCCAAUCAGCCACAAAUGUAUUGUUUUUCCCCAGCAAUCACUCCAGCCCCCACCCUGGACCCCUUUCAGGGGACACAGAGGAAAAUGCUGCUGGAUCCCACCACUGGGAACUACUACCUGGUGGACACGCUGGUGUCCCCAGCCACAAAGCGUCUUUUUGACCCAGAAACGGGCCAGUACAUGGAUGUACCCAUGCCACAGCCUCCAAUGACACCAGUACCAAUGCCUAUCUCGCCGCUAGCGCUCAGUCCUGGAGCAUAUGGUCAUACCUACAUGAUCUAUCCAGGCUUUAUGCCAACCCCUUCAGUGAUACCUGCUCGAACGCUGGUACAGUCACAGAUGUCCAUGCCAUCAGAGGUAGAGGGCAUGGAGAAGUCUUCCUCACAGCAGACUGAAGGAAUGUACAUGGAGAGUCCUUUCUAUAUGGCAACUGGGAAGCCUCCCCAGACAGCUUCAGGGGCCCAACAGCAUGGUGCCCCCAAUAGGCCACAGCAUGGAUGUUCCAGCAUGAACCAGCCAGUCAUCAACAUCACCUCCCAGCAAGGGCCAAGGAUCAUUGCCCCACCCUCGUUUGAUGGGACCACCAUGAGUUUUGUGUUAGAGCACAGAUGAGUCGCUAAGCUGGACAGGGGCCCUUGAUGAUCCAGGUUCCAGUGUGAGGUCCAGAUGGAGAGUUCUGUGGAGGUAGAUGGAAGAGGCUGAGGUGGAGGCCGGACAGAUAAGUUCUUGAGAGUAGAGGUGAGGAGCAAUCUGAGUGCCAGUGUGAAUCCAGGAACUUGUCAAUGAUUCUUCAUCAAAGGCGGAGAGGGACUCAGUCAACCAAUGGGUAAAAUCUGCGGCGUCACGAGGGGGAAACCAGAAGGCCAGGAACUCUGGCUACACAGUGGGUAAAAUCUAAGGUUCCAUGAGGAAACACCUGAGAGAGAGGCAACAGGGAAAACCUUUUUGAAACAAUCUCAGAGAAACUUCAAAGAGCAGACUCAGAGGGGCACCGAGUACCAUAACUGGCAAACACUCAGGCAUUGAAGUGCUGGCAGUCCAUUCCUCAUAUACUCCUAGGUGAUUGAUCACAGGUGUACUGACUUGGUCAGCAGGCACGCCUUCCAGGUAGUGCAGCCUCGAGGCACCAUCUAGUGGAUGAUGAGGGAAGCAGCAGACAAACAGAAAAUCCCCACAAACAGCCAAAACCCCAGUUCCCAACAGUACACCCCACCCACCACUUGGCAGCCCAGAAGAAUGGUAGUUGGUGAUAAGUGAAGGGUCAAGAAUAAAUGAUCCAGGGACCCCAGGAACUUGUCACUGACUCUUCAUCAAAGGCGGAGAGAGACUUGGCAACCAGUGGGUAAAAUCCACGGCAUCAUGAGGGGGAAACCAGAAGGCCAGGAACUUGGGCUACACAGUGGGUAAAAUCCAAGGCGCCAUGAGGAAGCACCUGAGAGAGAGGCGACAGGGAAAAAUUACUUGAAACAAUCUCAGAGAAACUUCAAAGAGCAGACUCAGAGGGGUUUUAAGUACCAUAACUGGUAAACAUUCAGAUGUCUAAGUGCUGGCAGUCCGUUCUUCAUAUACUCCUGGGUGAUGAGGUGAUUGAUCACAGGUGUACUGACUCAGUCAGCAAUCACGCCCUCCAAGUAGUGCAGCCACUAGGCACUGGACAGGAAAGUCCUUCACAUUUUCCCUAAUUUUUGCCUCUGGAAGAACUGGAAACUACAGUUCACCUUAACUAUUUAUUAAGGUAGCAAUUAGGUAAUAAAAAGGCAAAUUGUCCUGCCCUUAUGGACAGGGUCUUUUAGUCCAUAAAAGACCCUGAGGGACAUGGAUGUUUUUUUUUAACUUAGUUUCUUUCUUUAUUUUGGAAAAAUAAUAAAUCUAUGCAUAAAAAGAACUAAGUCAGCCACCUCAGUGGAUGAACAGGGAAGCAGCAAACAGAAAAUCCCCACAAAGAGCCAAACCCCCAGUUUCCAACAAAAAUGUGUACAAAUCCUCAUUACGUUUGCAGGUUUCUGUAAUGUACAAAAAUUAAGACACCAAUAAAUAAUGUCAGAGCUUUUCCCAUCUCUAGAAUGACAUUAAUCCUGUAUUAUUUGACUAGACACACUUGCCAGAAUGGAAAAUGUAAAGGAACAUAGAAAGAUGCUAUGAUCUGGUUGCAGAAAUCUGCACAUCUUUAAACUAUGUUAUUGAACCACCAAGGGAUUUAUGUUCUUGAUUAAAGUCUUCAAUCAGGCUCAACAAUCAAGAUUAACCAUGAAAACAAAAAAAUAUUACAUUGAAUCUGAGAAAGUAUUUCUGGAGGGAGCUAAAGAUUAGGAUAACCCUAAUCUUUGCUUAAGAUCCUACAGAUCUUUAAUAAGAUCAGGUACAUGAGGAAACAUGCAGAAAGAUUUAACAACUGUAAUGCCAUCAAAGUUUUUCCAUACAUUUUUGAGUAAUAAAUAAAUAAUUAAAUACUUCUGACAUUUUGAUUUUUUGUUUCUAUUUAGCUGAAGAAAGUUAUGCCACAUAAUAUUCACUAUAUUGAAAAUACAGUGAAUAUUGCCAUGAUGCUACAUGGUAAAAAAAAAAAAAAGCAACAAAAAAAAACAAAACACCUUAUAGAUGGAAAAUACAGGCACACAAGAAAAACACUGAUAUCCAAACUGGUUAGCAAAGACAUAUAAAUUGGCAUGUCCACUAACAUCUUUGGUUAGAAAUUAUACACUGUGUUUAUAGCAUAUAAAAAAUAUUUACAUAAAAUGCACAAGACAUAAAAGGAAAAGGAGAAAAGUAGUUCAUUCUUCUUAGAAGAAGUUAUUUUUUAGGAAAAUUGAAGGCGUCCACUGAGGCUUAGGCUUGGUGUGAAAGUUAAAAACGAGUAGUCAUCUCUUCUAAGAUGGUGACAACAUCCAGCAACCAAACAGAAAAAUGCAAUAAAAACUAUGUUCUGUAUCCAUUUUAUUUUUUAGUUCUGUGUAAAGGGAUGCUUGCAAUUAAUUAUAUUCAUUUUUUAUUAUUUUAUUUUUAAUCAUCUGGCAAGAACAUAUAAUUGAUUACAGGAAUAACAGUAAAUGUGUCUUAUUUUUAUUUUGCUGCAAAAUAAAAAUAAAAUAAGAAAAUUAACAAAAUACAACAACAACAACAACUAUUAUUAUUAUUAUUAUUAUUAUUAUUAUUAUUAUACAGCUGAAAGAAGUAUGAAAACUCAAGAGACCAAGACAAUAUAACUUAAAUAUGUGGAUAACAUGCAUUCAAGCAUGCACAUGAGUAUAUGUACACAUACUGAAUUAGAACAUGGAUAUUUAAAACUACAGAAGUAGACAAUCACUGUCAGUGGUUAGAACUACAAAGAAUUACUGAAGCUGCCGGGCUGGGGAUACAGGCAUAUACACAGAAAGGUUAGUUUCUAUGCGAUUUUCAAGUUUGAGGGAGGGCAUCUAGUCUCUCAAAAUAGGAUAGUAGAGGGGCACAAGUUUUAUGAAAUUUUUGGAUCUAAUGUAAAAUUUGAUCAUCUCUAACUUAAAGAACAGAGCCAGGUCUUUCAACCAAAGAGAAGCUGUGGGUGGGUGUUCUGAUAUCCACGCUAAUAAGAUUCAUCUUCGGGCAAGGAGAGUUGAAAAAGCCAGCAUAUUUUUAAAAUCACUUGCUACUGAUUCUCCCCUGGUACUCCAAAUAUUGCCAAUUCAGCACUGGGUUGAGUUGACUGUCUAUUCCAAAAGCUUCAGAUAGGGUCUGAAAUAUCAUAAACUGGAGGUUGCACAGUUUGUUACAGGACCAGAACAUGAAAGUUAAAUUUGCCUUACAGUUACGCUGACUGUAGAAUAUAUCCUUGAGAAUCUGGCUCUACUAUAAUGAAUUCUAUGAAGAAUGUUGGACUGAAUUAGUCCAGGUUGAGCACAUGAAGUUGACCCAUUUACUCUACGCAAUGCAUGAUACCAGGUCUCAUCAGAGAUGUUUAUUCCAAGUUCUUCUCACCAUUCUGCUCUGAUCUUAUUGAGAGUUACUGUAUUGAGUACAGUAUGCUGUUAUAGAUUUUUGAGAUGAGUCCUCUACCUUGUGUGGGAGUUUACAAAAUGAUGUCCACUCCACCCUUUGGAGGUAAAUUGGAAAAAUGAGGACUUGUGUUAGGAACAAAAUCUUGACUGGAGAUAGCGGAAUGGGGUGGAACGCUAAUUAUAUUAAUUUCUUAGCUCUAUAAUACAUGAUAAGUGAAACAGCCACAGUGCAGUUGUAAAGUUUGCAGCCUAACAUGUCUUUGUACCUUAAAGAUGUGUUUAUAUGGAAAUUAUCUGAAUAUUAUAUCAACAUUAACAUACAAUAUUCAUCGACAGGAAUGUUGCAUGUUUGUGCAGGAGGAAAGGUUCAGGUGAAGGCAAGCAUCUGUUAUCUGUGUGACCUGAAGAGCCUCAGCUGCUGCUGGACAUCAGGAUUCUGAAUGGCAGCUAGGAGCUGCAGCAGUAUGAGCUGGUUUUUUAUAGGAGCAGUCAUUUAAAGACAGAGAGGGCGAGAAGUCGGCUUCAUUACAUAAACACAGUAUGCAACGCAACAGUCAAAUAACCUUGUUUGCGCUCUGCGGGAAUAUUUGGAGUUUUCCUUCUUGUUUGACAAUGAGACCCACAGAAUGGAGGGCUCAAUUAUGUUUAUAAAAUAAAAUGGUAGUCAAAUACUCUGUAUAGGGUGGAAAAGGUUGCAGUAAGCAGAAGGGUGCUUAUUGUCAUGAUGACACUCUUGUCCUCAUUGACUUACAUGUAAAGAUUAUAAGGGUAAUUAGAAUUCAUGGGGUGAAAAUGUCCUCUGGUGGAAAGGUGGUAUGCUGUAAAGAUUACCUUCAGACUUCUUGUUGGGAGGGGCCUCUGACUAAACCCAAAAUUAUACAUAAUGCAGGCAGAUUUAUCUUUUCGGGUGUUUUCAGAUCUUUGAUUGGGCACCAAAACUGCAAUAUUAGUUCUAUUUCCAGCUGGUGCUGCUCACUUUCACUCUGCACUGUAUAAAACGAACGUAACCCUUUAAAAACCUGUUCCUGGCAAUUUUCGUUAACCUUCGUAGCAUUGAGCAGGUGUAUUACAUAUGUCACAGACAAACGUUAGCUAUUGGGUAACAUUUAAAACUUCAACAGAGUCCAUACCUCCAGAAAGAAAUUGUUUCUUAGUAGUCAAGGGUCCAAAAGACCCCCUGGACAAUGUAAUGUGUAGAAGAAGGAGCUGGUUUUUACCAAGUUAAGUUGAUGGGCUAAACAUAGUGGUCAGUCCAUGUAAGGGCUGACAAAAAUGUACUCAUACCUCCCACCUAGGAUCACAUUAGAUUGCUCGGUUAUAUUUAGAUGUCUCAGGAAUGCAAACUCCACUCACUGUAGGUUCCCGUGGGGGUUAAACCAGGUACUUGUAGGUGAAAGGCAGCAUUGUUCACUCAACAAUGGCUUGUCACCAGCAUCAAAGAGAAGUCUUUUAACUUUAUAAUGUCCAAUAACAUUUUCCCUGAAAAAUAAAUUAAUCCUGGUAAAUAAUUUUUUUUCAGCAUUGUGUAUGCAAUAGUAAAAUAUACUAAUAGAGAGAUAAAACAUUGACUGUUUAUGUUGAUUUUAAGUCCAGUUCUUUGGUCAGUGUGUGAGUGUUGUACAUCAUUAUAACAAUUACUGUAAAUGCAACAGGCUGAGUGGAGACUAGGGGUUCAUCUGAUCUUACUGUGUUCAUAAGAACUUUCUCUCCUCUGUUUUUCUCCCCUGUAGGACUGGAGCUUUCGUGAUCAUUGACCACCUCUCGGUUUAUCCUCUUCAUUGUUUUACACUGAUGUUAAGUCUGCUGAUCAAUGUAGUUGUUCAGGUAUUCUAUCUAACUGCUGCUGAUUUAAAAAAAAACUUUCUACAAGAUUGUAAUUCAUGCUUUUUUACACCACUGCUAAACCAAGAAUCAAUUCCUUUGAAGGGAUUAUUUACCCACUCCUGAAACUAAAUAGAGUUUGAUUUGGAAAAUUUUUAUUUUCCAAAUCAAAAUAAAGAUUGAUUUAUCUAGUUUCUUCUCAUUUUAAAAUGAAAAGAAACUACUUGUUUUGAAGACAUUUACACAUCUUUAUACAGUUAUGAAUCCAAGAACCUGUUCCCUGUUAGAUUUUAUUGAAUUUAUCGAAGGGUUUUUACAACCUUAAUUGUCAUGAUGACUUCUUCUGUGUUGGUGCUUUAUGAUGCACACAAAUCAGUGUUGAUUCAAAGCACUUUAUGUGCAUAAUUUACAUUAUUGCGCAUUUUUUAAAAGUUAAGGUUGGAAAAAAAUGUAAUGUGACAUGUUGUCUUUUGUUUGUACUGGUUUCUUUGAGAAUGUGGAGCUGCUGGACAGUCCUUGUUAAUACAUGUCAGGCAUCAUUGUUAUUCCAGAUUAUUCUUUUAGAAUGAAUGGUAUGAGUAACUGACAGAGAUGAAUGCAUUUGUUAUGAGAGAGCAUAACACUGAAUUAUAUUUCACUCCCAUUUUUAGAAAUGUCAUCUUGCCAUUUGUUUUUUUGUGUCUUUUAGGGGAAGUGUCCUCUAUUUAUACUUUGUACAUAGUUUUUUUUUCCAAAGUAAGCCUGAUAGUGGCACACUUUUUAAAGUCUUACACUAAGAUUCUGCCAUAAACUUUCUGAAGAUAGUAGGACUUUCAGGGGUAAGUGGAAGUAGGGUUUGCAAGACAAGAAAAUGAAUGGUUGAAACUUUGUGAGGGAUGUAUGGGUGAAGAGUGGAGGGACUUUGUAGAAGUAUGGCAAAAAGCUGGACUUGAUAUGUUAUGUUUUCACUUUGUUCAACUGAUUUUUUGUUUUGUUUUGUUUUUCUGCAUAAAAAAUGACUUCACAAAGUUAGGUCUUGACUUUGCAAAUGUGAAGAUGGUAUAUGUUGAAAUACAUAAUUAAAACAGUACUUUGGAA
Molecule: messenger RNA, 10991 nt
Organism: Xiphophorus maculatus (southern platyfish)
Lineage: Eukaryota; Metazoa; Chordata; Actinopteri; Cyprinodontiformes; Poeciliidae
Gene: c14h4orf54
Exons: 2
Coding region: 73-4734 (1553 amino acids)
Source: RefSeq, a predicted model, not a curated record